Molecule: messenger RNA, 1663 nt
Organism: Priapulus caudatus
Lineage: Eukaryota; Metazoa; Priapulida; Priapulimorpha; Priapulimorphida; Priapulidae
Product: 3-oxo-5-alpha-steroid 4-dehydrogenase 1-like
Exons: 5
Coding region: 249-1064 (271 amino acids)
Biological process (GO): steroid biosynthetic process
Cellular component (GO): membrane
Molecular function (GO): 3-oxo-5-alpha-steroid 4-dehydrogenase activity
Source: RefSeq, a predicted model, not a curated record
CUAGGGGUGUUUGAGCGAUGGAAAUAAGUGCUCACCGAGUCUUUAUCGAUAGAUAAUCUAUGCAAUGACGGCCAAUUCGUUCAGCCGACAUCGCGUGAUAGAGGUUCAAGUUCUACCCUAUCAGUGCGAAAUUAACUGCUAAAAUCUAACCCGCAAUUUGGCGUGUGCGUUGGAUCUCUGCGCCUCACGUCAAGAAAUCAGCGCUAGUGCACAAAACGGCCAAUAAGCGGCAGUUCGAGCAGUGAAUCAUGAUCAUGGCAGCUUCCAGUGAUUCAGUUUUCCGAACCGGUCUUCACAACUUGCUUGGAAUUACGGAGAUACAGUUGUUAGAAUGGAUGACAUUUAUUGAAAUAAUCAUUUCUGUCAUAUUAAUCCCUACAUUGAAGGCAAUAGCUCCGCCAUAUGGAAGGCAUGGCGGCAGCAAAUGGGGUCCGACGUUGCCAGCGAAACUGGGAUGGUUUGUACAGGAACUUCCCAGCUUUGCUUUUCCUGUUUGGUACCUGUAUUACGUAAACGCGAUGCCGAGGGUCAAUGUGGUGCUGCUCAUGAUGCUUGCGAUACACUAUUUCCAAAGAACUUUUUUCUAUCCGGCAUUGAUGAAGAGAGGUUCAUCACCACUACCUGUGUUUUCCUUCACGUUGGCGAUCACAUUUUGUACCUACAAUGGCUACCUACAGAGCUGUUUCAUUGCUAAAUUUGCUAAAUAUGAUAACGGUGUACUAUUUCAUCCAAGGUUUACCCUUGGAAUCCUGAUGUUCUUUGUUGGCAUGCUCAUUAACAUCCACUCCGAUCACAUACUGAGGAACCUGAGAAAGCCAGGAGAACUGAUUUAUAGAAUACCAAAUGGCGGAAUGUUUGAGUACGUGUCCUGUGCAAACUUCUUUGGAGAGGUGGUCGAGUGGAGCGGCUACGCGCUUAUCUGUUGGUCACUGCCUGCGCUCGCCUUCCUGCUGUUUGUCCUCGUUAACCUGGGCGCACGCAGCUGGCAUCACCACAGAAGCUACAUAGCAAAGUUUGAGGACUAUCCGAAGAACCGAAAAGCUUUAAUACCAUUCAUUUUCUGAUGAAUGUUAGACGAGUAUUUUGUAUUUACUCAGAGCUCAUCAACAUCAAGAGCAUAGUAGUAUUUUUAGGAGUUUCCAUAGCAACCAUAAUUUUGUUCAUGUAACCAAAUAAACCUGUUCGUCAAACCGUCUAUAAAUAACGAAAAUAAUCAAACUUUCCCUUAAUUUUUGAGCAAUGCAAAAUUACUAUGUGGUAGGUCAUUAUUUGCCGAGUGUAGCGGAGAAUUUCCCGAGUAUUUGUGCACUUCUAGCCAGACUCAAGGACAUGGCAGGGAAAAGCGAAUGAUUCCAUUAUUGGAUCUAAACUGGGUUAAUUGUUACUCAACUGUGAAGAUUGGAAACGUACAGCUCACGUUUCGUCGGAGGCGAGGGAGGCGAAGGAAGCUUACGUUUCGCAGGAGGCGAAGGAGGCUUACGUUUCGCAGGAGGCUGUACGUUACCAAUCUUCACGGUUGAGUAACAAUUAACCCAAUUAGAUCUAUUAGUCUACCAACCGAAUGAACUUAUUUAAUGAUUCCAUUAUUGCAAUUAUUGCUGAAUAUUAGUGAGGCCCUAGCUACGUGCAUAAAGUUAGAAAAUAAGCUGAAAUUACAACCUGA